AUGCGUGGGCUGGGGAGACCGGGGCGCGGGUGGGUGCCAUGGCAACGCGGCGCGGGAGGUAAACGAGGGGAGGCCGCGCUCGGCGGCGGCGGCGGCCGGGGGAGGACCGGGACCGGGACCGGGACCGGGACCGGGACCGGGACGGACCGGGACACCGUGCUCGCGGCCCGCCGCAGGCAGAACGGGGGCUCCGGUGGGCUGUGCUUAAGCGUUGUGUUUUUAUUUCUGGAGUGCUGUGUCCCUGCGGGACGGGCGCCUCUCACCCGGAGUGGGGAAGGCUGUGGAGAACUCGUUGUCUUUUCACGCAGGGGGUGCGGGGGAAGCUCUCCACAGCUUCGUUCCUUCAGCCCGUGCUGUGGAGAGAGGGAGGCAGUUAAAAGUAGCAAACCCAAGCGUGGCAAAGGCAAAAGCUCCAAAAAGAAAGCAAAGAAGGUGGUGAAGGAAGUGGAUAUCCUCAGCCCAGCUGCCAUGCUCAACGCCUACUACAUCUGCCACAACGCCCCUGCCUGCCUGGAGUUCCGGGGCUUUCCCUGGCCUGGCUCCCCCAAAAAGAAAGGGAAGAAAGGAAAGUAACCGGGUGGCUGGAAAGCAAAGGACUCGGUGAAAACCAAGCUUCCCAGUGAAGAAGAGAUUUUUUUGCGGAUUAGACUCGUAGUGACCUCUCCAGUGGUUAGCUCAAAUAUUUUGCCAUAAUCACUGUUGUAUCUGUACAAAGACACUCUUAUUAUAGCUCAAGCCUAGAGUGACAAAUGGUAAGUGACACUGUGCCAUUGUAAUUUCAGCUGUGGCACUUCGCCCUCCGGUUCUGUGUGGAAUAAAGCAUUGCGCCUCAGCAGUCUGAAAGGUUUGUAGUGGCGUUUGCUUUACCCAUACUGCUGCCGUUCUUUUAUGGAUGGAACGUGCUCUCCAAUAGC
Aptenodytes forsteri (emperor penguin) is the source of this 914-nucleotide messenger RNA. RefSeq names its product small lysine rich protein 1 (gene SMKR1). NCBI's taxonomy places the organism in Eukaryota, Metazoa, Chordata, Aves, Sphenisciformes, Spheniscidae. The record is from RefSeq and is a predicted model, not a curated record. The transcript is spliced from 2 exons. Bases 1 to 573 code for a protein of 190 amino acids.